Messenger RNA from Phalaenopsis equestris, 4016 nucleotides. RefSeq names its product pentatricopeptide repeat-containing protein At5g61990, mitochondrial-like. Gene Ontology annotation, molecular function: protein binding. The record is from RefSeq and is a predicted model, not a curated record. Lineage: Eukaryota; Viridiplantae; Streptophyta; Magnoliopsida; Asparagales; Orchidaceae. The transcript is spliced from 3 exons. The coding region runs from base 113 to 3040 and encodes 975 amino acids.
GGAGGGCGGUGGCUGAUGCCGUCGCCGGCGGCUGCAGUCGUUGGGUGGCCUCGAUGGUAAUACUUUUUAUUGAAUUUGAACGCGCUCUUAUCACUCUGUGAAGCUAUCGCAAAUGAGAAGGUUUCCGCAACUUCGCCCCCUCUCCAGUCGCGCUCUCCAGUCCCGAUGUUCUUCUCAAUCCUCGUCGACUUCCGAGAUCAUCAAAGACUCGGGAACUGAUGCCGAAGCCAUCGCCCGAGAGAUCUCCAGCAUCCUCGCCUGCGCGGGUAACUGGAGCCUCCUCAUCACUUGCUCCGACAUCCCCCGUCGAAUUACUCCAGAAGCUCUCUUCGCCGUCCUUCGGCGUCCGAUUAACUCGAUCGAUGCCAGGCGUCUUCUAGAUUUCUUUGCUUGGGCAGAUUCCCGAAUGGUUCGUCCACCGACUCUGGACUCCUUCUCCAUACUCGCUGUUCAUCUCUGUAACUCCGGAUUCUUCGGCCCUGCUAACGGCCUCCUUGAUCGGAUGAUUAGAAUUUACACGUCUCCUUCUUCUGUCCUGGAUUCUCUGAGGGACAGCCUCAUUAGCAUCGAAGGAUCGAAUAAGAAGGUUUUUGAUGUGCUGAUUGAUACUUAUAAGAUAAAUGGUUUGCUUAAAGAAGCAACUGAAGUUGUUUUAUUGAUGAAUGAAGGCAGCAUGAUGCCUAGUUUGAGGUGCUACAAUGGGCUUUUGAAAGAGCUCCUAAGGGCCAAUCUCAUGAAUUUGUUCUGGCAGGUGCAUGAUUUCAUGGUGAGAAAGCAAGUUGAUCAGGAUGUUUACACGUUUUCUACCUUGAUUAGUGCAUAUUUCAAGGUUGGAGAUGUACUUUCCGCAAAGAGAGUGAUUGGGGAGAUGAAAGAGAGAGGCUGUGAUCCUAAUACAGUGAUAUAUAACACUCUCAUUGGAGGGCUUUGCAGGAGUGGUAACUCUAAGGAAGGAAGAUUAUUUUUUGAUGAGAUGUCGUUCCAAGAGAUGAAACCUGAAAUUACUGUGUACAAUUCUUUGAUUGAUGGGUUUAUGAGGGAAGAUAAUGUGGACGAGGCUUUUAAAAUAAGGGAUGUUAUGGUGGCUUCCGGCCUCCAGCCAAACCUGAUUACUUACAACAACUUCAUUCGUGGAUUAUGCAAGCUAUGUAAAAUGGAUGAGGCUCAUGAGCUCUUGAAAGAGAUGAUUCGAGCUGGUUGGAAUCCAGAUGCAAUGACUUAUAAUUUCAUUAUUGAGGGACAUUUCCGUGAGAACAAAUCAAAAUCUGCAUUUCAGGUGUUCGUUGAUAUGAAAACUAGUAGUGUGUCUCCUAAUCUGUAUACUUACAGCUUGAUGAUAAAUGGUUUGUGUCGUUGCAGAGAGCUGAAGAAGGCAGCUAGUUUGCUGGAAGAGAUGAUCUCAACAGGCCUAGAGCCAAAUGCCAUUGUUUACUCUCCACUUAUUUCUGGUCUGUGCAGAGAAGGCAGAGAGGAAGAUGCUUGCAUGAUAUUCAACAGUAUGAAGGAUAGAAAUGUUCUUCCUGAUGCCCACUGCUAUAAUUCUCUCAUGAAUGGUCUAUCCAAGGCUGGGAAGAUGGAAGAAGCUAAGCACUAUUUUGCCCAAAUGAGGGACAGGGGGAUUUCACCAAAUUUAUUCACAUAUGCAUCUCUCAUCCAUGGCUAUAGUAAAGGUGGAGAAAUGUCGGAAGCUGAUUUUUACUUCAAAGAGAUGCUUACUCGAGGAAUAAAGCCGAAUGAUGUUAUAUAUACGACCCUCAUUGAUGGCCACUGCAAAGCUGGCAAUAUUCCGAAGGCCUUAUCAACAUUUCACUUUAUGCUGGAAAGUGGGCUGCUUCCUGAUUUGCAAACAUAUAGUGUGUUUAUACAUAGUCUGUCAAAGCUUGGGAAGAUGGAAGAAGCUUUCCAGGUCUUUCAUGAGCUUCAGGAGAAGGGUUUGAAUCCCGAUGUUUAUACUUACAGCUCUCUUAUCUUUGGAUUUUGCAAGUCUGGUGAUAUGCUGAAAGCUAUGAGUUUUUAUGAUGAGAUGCAAAAAAAUAGAGUUGAACCAAAUGUUGUUACUUAUAAUGCUUUAAUUGAUGGAUUUGGUAAGCUGGGUGAUUUUGAUAGCAUGAGAAGGUUUUUCAAGUGCAUUCAGGAGAAAGGUUUAGAACCUACCAGUGUUACUUACACUACUAUGAUUGAUGGAUUCUGUAAAUCUGGAAAUUUAGCUGAGGCUUUUGAGUUGUUUGAUGAAAUGGUGUUGAGGGGAACCGUGCCAGAUCGUUUUGUUUACAAUGUCUUACUUCAUGGGUGUUGUAGGGCAGGGAAUUUGGAGAAGGCCAUGGAUUUGUUUAAUGAGAUGCUGGCGAAGGAAUUCACAGCUGAACUCACUUUUAACACUAUGAUUGAUGGUUUCUGCAAGCUAAGGAGACUGGAAGAGGCAAGGGAAUUGCUGAGGCUAAUGUCGGAGAAGAAGAUCAUGCCUAGUAAUGUGACCUACACAGCCUUGAUUGAUGGGUAUAGCAAAGCAGGAAAAUUGGAAGAGGCGCAAAAUUUGUUAUUGGAAAUGGAGAAAAGUAACAUAAUGCCAAACACUGUAACGUAUACAUCACUUAUUUAUGUGUAUGGUCGAUUAGGUAACCUGGGAAUGGUUUCUUCUUUGUUUAAAGAGAUGAUAUCCAAGGGAGUUGUGCCUGAUGAAGUAACUUAUGAAGUAAUGAUCCAUUCAUAUUGUAAAGAAUUGGAUGCAGCUGCGGCCUUAAGGUUUUGUAACAACACUUGUGCUGCAGAAUUUCCUGGAUUUAACCAGCAGGAAGAAUUAUCCAAAGCACAGGACUUGGUGAAUGAACUGAAAGAGUAUGAAAUCAACCCUGACAACUCUGAAUUUCAGAUGCUAUUCCAUGAUUUCUGCACAAAGGGGUUCAUGAAUGAAGCAAAACGGCUCUUAAAAGUUAUGGUAGACAGAGGUUGGGUGCCUAAGAACAAUACAUUGCUUAGUUUAGCUGAUGGAUCUUUUCAGGUAGUCCCGGCUAUGGAAGUCAGAUAUGCUUCACAGAAUUAGAAAAUAUUGGUUACAUGGAUUAACUGAAAAGCAACAAUUGCCAUGAACAUAGGAAAACUUCACAGAUCAAGUGUUGAAUGCCAAGCGAAAGGGCAAUGGCACUAGAUUAUGUGAAUUCUCUUUUUCAGAUCAAUUUCAUUUGACUCUUCCUCAGAGCUGAAGUACAUUACCAAGCACCAUGGAUGAAGAUCUGGAAUUAUAAAUAUUUAGAAAAUCUGAAGUGUUUUAGAACAUCAACAAAACCUUUGCGCGUCCAGCAUUCUUUCGGCAAGCUAACAUGGAGACAGGUGUGGCUAAGAAAGGCAUUGGAACAAAUCCAACAGAAUAAUUGGUAAAACAACAAGUGAAACUGCAGAACAUUAGGACCAAGAUUGGAAAUUACAGAUCUUAACUUACAUUGCAUAUUCUAAGCAGUGACAACCGCAAAUAAUUUCAAGGUGAGUGGAAUUGAGUUGAACCUGGAAGAGAAGUUGGACUUCAUGUUUAGAGGGGUUGCCACGAUGGGCAUUCACGCGUUCAACCCAAGUGAGCAGAGUUUUGCAGGCAUACCAGUUAACUUGGCAGCCGAGUAGGUUACUGGGUCAGGUGAAGGCCCGAACAUAUAAACUUGAGGGAGCUUGAGUCCACUUGCCAAUCAAAACGACGCAAGGUGAUGAAAAAGAAAAAUGAGAAAGACGCUUUUGUCAGAAGCUCAAUAAAUAAGCUGAUAGAAGUAUGUGCAAUUCGACCUGGUCCUUCAAAUGACACCAUCAUAGACGACUUUCUUGGAGUUUUAGAUGCACAUCCUGAACUUUUGGCUAAUACAAUAUUCUAUCUAAACUCUAUUAAGUUACUUGAGGACCCGACCCGCAGACAGAUAUUCAUGAAGUUGCGCCCCGACUUCAUAUUCACAUUUUUCUUUGGAAAAAUGAUUCUAUGAUGACACUGUCUGAUGACAUUUUUUUCCGCUGUUAAUUUGUUUGAUUUUUCAUUCUUU